AUGCUCUUCUCGGCCAAAGUCAUGAAGACCACCCGAUACGCCACCUCUCGACAAAAGGCCUGCCAACAGUGUUCAGUCGCCAAGGCACGAUGUGACCGCAAGGAGAGGUGCUGCUCGAGGUGUGCCCAGCGCGGCCUCGCCUGUCUUUAUCCGCAUUCCGCUUCUACUUCUGCUCCCUCGUCAAUCACAUCCACAUCCUCGGCAUCAAAACUACAACCACAGCCACAGACUCAGACUCAUAUUCACACUACUUCCACAUCUCACAUCCCCGUCUUCGUCGACAGCAGCAGCAACCCCAGCCCUAUUCCCAGCUUCUCCCGCGCUUCUGGCGGUUCUCUCCCCAGCCCCGAGCGCGACGAACUGUCGCCGCCGGGCGUCACCCAAGACCCAGCGACGCCGUCGGUUCACCCUGGCUUCGCGGAUCACAGCCCCAUCAGCUUCUCAGCGCCGGCUGCCACGAGGGCGGAGUGGCCGGUCACGCAGUCGCUCGAUCCGCCAGCCUCGGUGCCGGAGUUUUUCGACUUUUCUGACCUCGAUCUCAUCUGCCCCAUCACCCCGGAGGAAAUCAGCAACCGAUGGCUCAACGCGUACAUUCCAAUCCCUGGCCAGAGUGUCAAAAGCUACCCACCUACUGUGGCGGCGUUCAUCUUCCGGCUGCUAAAGUCGUACACCGGCAUGGCCGUGCAUGGCCGCGGGUUUCCGCCGUUUGUCCACACCUCCCAGCUCACGGCCCAGGGCCCAAACCCGCAGCUGUCGUCUUGUCUGAGCAUUAUCCGAAUAUGUGACAAGCCAUUACCGGGCAGCGAGAAUGUCACUGCCGAGAUUAUGCAGAGGGAGAUGAAUAAUCUGUUUGAACAGCGUGAUACAUAUGACCAUCUGGCGCUGCUUAGUGCAUUCCAGGCCUAUCUCAUGUACACCAUGGUCCUCUUCUUCCGGCUUAGUCAAGGCCUCAGCCCUUUUCUACGCCAAGCAAUGAUGAAUCUACAAGAGUUGGCGUGCGUUACAGCUCGUCAGGGGCUCAUGUGCGUGGCAGAGCAGCAGCGCACGCGCCCCAAGUGGGAAAGCUGGAUCAUUGCCGAGGCUUCACGGCGAACACUCUUUACCAUGUACCUCUUUGACAGUGUUCUCUCGUCUGAAGAUGGGUUGCCGACGUUUCUCGGCAUCGAACUGGAAGGGUUGCCGGCAGUUUCGAGCAAGACUCUGUGGUUUUCUCAGACACGGCGCGACUGGGAAACGGCGUACAACAUACAUCUCGCAGUAUGGGACGAGGGCAGCCUUCGCAUCAAUGAACUAUGGCCGAUCCCUGAAGGCCUAGAGGAAUCGGUGGUUGUGAGGAGGCGCCAGAGAGUUGAUAAUUGGCUGGAAGAUCUAGACGAAUUUGGCACCAUGCUCUACGCAGUCACAAGCUGCACGCAUGGAGGGUGA
Molecule: messenger RNA, 1425 nt
Organism: Trichoderma aggressivum f. europaeum
Lineage: Eukaryota; Fungi; Ascomycota; Sordariomycetes; Hypocreales; Hypocreaceae
Exons: 1
Coding region: 1-1425 (474 amino acids)
Biological process (GO): regulation of DNA-templated transcription
Molecular function (GO): DNA-binding transcription factor activity, RNA polymerase II-specific; zinc ion binding
Source: RefSeq, a predicted model, not a curated record